AUUCAACUCGAGCAAGCUCACGUCUCCAGCAUGUCGCGAUCGGUCCUUGACGUUGCCGACGUCCUUGUCGCCAUCGUUCAGUGCACGCCAUCGCAUAAAGAUGUCGCGUCGCUCCUUCGCGCUCUGCCGCCGGCCGCGUUGACGCCACCGCUCGCGGCGCUUCUCGAACUCCUAUCGCUGGACAAGCGUCGAAUGACGGCUCCGUUCUGGCCGCAGCCACGCAUCCGCGUCGUGAACGAGGCCAACAUUGAUCGCUUCGCGACAGCAAUGCCCAUCUUCACCUCGGUGUGCAUCGAUGCCGUCUCCAUCAGCAAACGCUGGCCCACGUACGAAGACGCUGCUUGUGACGACGACGAUCUACCUUUUCUUUCGUUUGUCGUUCACUGGGCUGCCAAGAUGACGAAACUCACCUCGUGUACGUCGUAUAACAAGCUUGGGUUGCAUCGGAUGGCGUUCGUCAAUAUGCUGCGCAAGUGCACCAACCUCGAGGCCGUGCAGCUUCCGUAUGCGGUCGACAUGCUCGAGGCCGUGACGACACCGGCCCACUGCGUCCAGGACCUUGAGCUCCAACACUUUGGCAAUGACCACGAGUAUCCGCUCGACGCCGUGUCGAUGAUUGAGCGUUGGCUUGCGUCGGGUCACGCGCGACGCCUGAGCCUCGUAGGUUUCCGCACCGGUGACGCGGGUCUCGGCAAAGCGCUGGUGCUGGCGGCGUCGACGCUCUCACAUCUUUGCUUGAGGCAAUCGCCGACCGUCGUGCAGACCGUCAUUUUGAAUGGCGUCGCGUGGACGCACCUCACAGAACUCGACCUCGUCGUCGGCAACACGUCAGCGGGGACUGUGUUGCGUGAGAUCGCGCCGCUCCUCAACGUGUCGCAGCUCCAGAAGCUCACACUUCGAGGUGCGCAAGGCGACAAUGGUGCCUUUUUUGUGAGUCUUCUGCCUUCCCUUGCGGAGCUCACCGACCUCCACCUCGUCCACGUCGACCUCACGCAGGCUCGGCCGAUGGUCAAUGGCCCACUGAUGCUUCGCAGUGCUUGCUUCCAUUUCAUCCAAUGGACGGAUAUGAGCUUCGCCGCAGUGCUGGACUGGACCCUCCGGUCGCCGACGCUUGAGACUAUCACGUGGUCAGGGUCCGAUUCCUUCUUGAGCGAGAACCCGGACACAGUUCAAGACGCGACUCGGCGCUGCCUUGCUGCCGGUGUGCGUCGUAUCGUCUUCGACGAGGACAGCGUGGUGAGUUCCGAGAUGCUGGCUGGCGCCGUGAGAGGCAUCCACCUCCCAACACUAUGUACAAUCGUCUGCAGCACCAAGAUGGAGACGGCCGAGAGCGUCAGGAGCUUGCUUGCGGCGCUCGCCACAUGCACCAACGUGACGCUCAACGUUCGUGUGUAUCCCUCCCAUGCCUUGUCGCACGAAGCCUUUUGCGAAGAAGCACAAGAGGCCGGUGCCACCGUCGACUUCUCGGCAUUUGGCCGAUACUGCCUUCUGCACAGUCCCUCUAACACUUGCGUUUGAC
Messenger RNA from Saprolegnia diclina VS20, 1519 nucleotides. RefSeq lists its product as hypothetical. NCBI's taxonomy places the organism in Eukaryota, Oomycota, Saprolegniomycetes, Saprolegniales, Saprolegniaceae. The transcript has a single exon. Bases 31 to 1518 code for a protein of 495 amino acids. The record is from RefSeq and is a predicted model, not a curated record.